Ceratosolen solmsi marchali is the source of this 4389-nucleotide messenger RNA. RefSeq names its product relative of woc (gene row). The transcript is spliced from 19 exons. Bases 604 to 4053 code for a protein of 1149 amino acids. NCBI's taxonomy places the organism in Eukaryota, Metazoa, Arthropoda, Insecta, Hymenoptera, Agaonidae. The record is from RefSeq and is a predicted model, not a curated record.
ACCCGAGCUGGAGGGAGGUAAUAUCGGUAAGCUGAGCGCUGAAGUUGCGAACAUUGGCUUGCCGACGGGUGCUUUGCGCGUGUGGAGCACUAGCGAGAUUCUCCUUGGUAUAACAAGCAAAAGAAUUAGUUAAGAUAAUUUUGCGUGUACCUUUGAAGCGGCCUUAAUCCUUUAAGUAUGCUCGGUGAUCUGGCUCCUGCAGAAACCUUGAUUUUGAGAUGAUGGCUAUGACGCCUUAAGUAGAUGAGACUACAAACGAAGCCUAAUCUCGGACGCAGUUGAGGGACUUUAUCACUUCCUUUUUCAAUGAGGACAUCAACUGGUACUUGUCUUCGGACUCCGAUGAGGGAACUUUUUCACUUCCUUUUUCAUUAAGGACUUCAACCUUCCUGGCCCGCGAGUCCUCGGGGUCGUCGUCAACAGACCGUAGCGAAGAGUCGCGGGCGUAAAAUAUAUUUUUUCAAUCCAAAUUACGCAUCUAUACAUACAUAAUUGUAUUCUUAACUUCACUACUGUUGCUGCUGGAGGCGUUUAAGAAAACGCAACAUCGGACACAUACACCGGCUAACAAGACAAAAUACGGAACCAUCCAAAUUCAUAGCAAUGACUAAAAGCAAACUAGUCAUUCGUUCUGUCACAAACGUAAAACCAAUAGGAAUGACAUUAAAAAUGGAAUGUGUAGAUGAACCAUUGAGCUCGUAUCAAAAGGCAGCUAGAGCUAAACUUAAAAAUGAAUGUGACACGGUUUCUAAAAUGUUGGAAUCACUGAUAAAAGACCAUGGAGGAACACUAAUAUGUCAAGCUGGUGUUGUUAGUGGAUAUCAAUACCAAUUGCCUACUAGUGCUCCAACAGCUGCAGCAGCAGUUAAACCCAAUACUCAAACUCAAGUAAUUGGAGUUAAUCAAAGUGGUAAUACCAAUAACCAAACAAUCAAACUAAAUAUGCUAAAUAGCACAUCAACACCUCAAGGAAACAUUCAACUUGUAAUGGAUCCAAGAAUUGGUGUUAUUCUUGGCACUGUUGCACCACAACAAGGUGUAGUUGCUUCACCUGUAUCUAUUAUGACAAAUAUAACUAAUACAACUUCAACAACAAUGAGUACUAUGACGACAUCUUCACCAAUUGUUGCACCCGUUACUUCAGUAUCUCAACAACCACCAAUAGAGAAUUCAUAUAAACAUACAAGGCCCAGUCGCAAAACAAAACUUCUCCAAUUACAACCACCGGAUAUUAUAGAAGAACCUCCAAAUAUAAUAAAUCGAACUUCAAAGCCAACUACGGCAACACAUGUUGUUACACCAACUUCAACCACUCCACAAGGUGUUACAAAUCUUAGAAUAAAAACUUUGCCAAAGCAACAAGCGGCACAAGUCCAUGUAAAGCCUAGACCAUCAGAGCAAAAUAGUAUAGGGGGGAUUGCAAUUGGUAACAGAGUAGCAGCUGGUGAAAUAAUUGAUGAAUCCAAAAAAAAUCUACCUGAUGGAAGAGAAGUUACAUUUAAUAAAAUGAAUGGUGGACGAACUUAUCCAUCAUUGGUUGUUGUUGCUAGACCAAAUCUCAAAACUAAAAAUGUUACCUCACAAAGUACUCAAAAAGAAAGAGCAGAUUUAGAUAUAAAAGUAAAAGGAGUUCUAAUGUAUUCAGCUACUAAAUUCACUGAAUGGUUAAUCCAACAAGGAUUGGUCCGAGCUGAACAAUAUUGUGAAAAACAUCCUACACAAAAAUUAAAGCUUGGCAUGUACAGUGAUGCAGGUACCUUCCCUUGUUCGGGUGGCUAUGUUUGGAUCUCUUUAUGUUGCACCGAUCGCUUUGUAUCGGUCUUCUCAAGCUCAAUAUUCCAAGGCGCACCGCAUUCACCUACAGUAUUACUUAAACUUAUUUACCACUGGUCCUGUCAAACAAACGUACAAAAUGUUAUUUCUUGGGUGAAAGUAACCAACUACUAUGUUAAGACUUUUUAUGCAACUUUAAGAAGUGUUUGUACAGCUGCGGUUUGGGAAAAAUGUAAGAAAAUGGGUGGCAAAAAUUCAAUGAUACAAGUUGGAGUUAUUAGUUUAGGCACUACUUCCCAAGACGGCAAUUUACGACAGGUAAAAGUAGAAGUUUUAGGUAUUCUUGAUCCAGAAACCUUGGAAUUAAGAUUGCGAGCAUGUGAACCUGUUCAAGAUGGUGAUAGAUCUUAUAAAAGAAGAUUUAAUAACAUAUUGAACCCACUGUCAGAGUGGGUACACAAAGAUUCCAAAAUCCUGACAGACUUUACUGUCGAUAAAGGCACAUUAUAUGAAAUGGGAUUCGUUAACGUUACACAAUCCGCAUUUAGCGAUCAGAAUCCUAGAAAUUUAACUAGCAACUAUCAUAUUAUGGAAUAUUUGAGAAAAAUUGUUCCUCGUAUGUUCCAGAAUACUUUAAGCUUGUUAAGUAGACCAAUGAUACAACAAUUUCUGGAUGAAUUAGUUUGGAGGGAAAUGUUUGGAACUACUGCUUUAAGAGCAUUUGAAAAUAUCGUAACUCAUAUUGCUGAACAAACUAAAGUUAUUUCCGAACAUUAUUUCUUGGAACGGUUAUCAAAGAUUGCUGGGAAUCCAUUUACAAAUUGGUCAUACCUUAGCAGUAAUGCUUCUUCAACUGCAAUAUCAGGUCUUAACACUGUCCCACCACCACUCGCUCCAAUGGUGACAAUACCUAAAGAACCAGCCAUUCAGUCUGGCAUCGAUGUCCAAGCGAUGGACUUACCACAUUCAAGACCAGGCCCUAAACGAGGUCGGAAACGACCUUAUUCGACCAUGAGUCCUGAACCGACGGAAAGGACUGCAACACCUGAGCCCAAAAUACUAAGAGAGAGUAAGCUUGAUCAAGUGCCACUUCAGGAAUUCUAUUAUGCUACAAUGCAACCAGAAAAGCCGAAUAUUGCUAGCAAAGAAAAUAAAAUCGUCUUUAAUUUUAAGUGUUUCAUAUGUACUACAAUAAUGCACUCUAAUACUGAAAUUAUGGAGCAUAUGGUCAGUCACGUUCCUCCUUUAGUACCUGGACAAUCUGAUUCACCUGUUUGUCGCUAUUGCUGCACCGCCUUUUCUUCAAAACAUCAAAUGAAUGUGCAUGUAACUGAAGCUCAUAGUAAUUUUGGAAAUUCCGAUGGUGAUAUGUUGAUUUGUGCUAUUUGUGAACAAAAAUUUGGAACAAGUGGUCUUCUGAUUAAUCAUCUAUCGUUGAUGCACUAUCCUUCAGAAAUGCCAUACAAAUGCGAAAGCUGUGGCUACCGUACAUCUAGCCACAAAGAUGUCAUUGACCACUAUUACAAAAAUCAUGAAAAAAGCGACAGCCUUCAGUGUCCAUAUUGUCUUAAAGUUAUACAGUUUAUAAAUGCCGGGCAAACAAACUCAUCCAGCAUUCAUGCUUACUUAAUGCAUAUGCAGCGACAUAUUGUACGCAGAGAAGAAAAGUUAAACAAAUGUUUACGAUGUUGCCUCUGGUUUAAUCAAAUGAGCUCACUCAAGGCUCAUGUAGACCUUCAUAGUCAGUCCAUUGGAACAAGAGUUAUUCCAUAUACUCCAAAUGAAAAUACGAUAACCGUGACAAAAUCACGAAAUACGGUAAAACGUUACAUUUUUGAUGAUUACGCACACGAAAUAACACCGACCGAAAGAGUGAAGAGGUGGUCAAGCGGUCCUAUCAAACUACACGCUCCUUCAGGUAGCAGUUGUCAAGAGUGUGAAGAAGAUUUAGAUAUGCGAGACCAUUAUCCUGGUGAACUUAAGUGUCAACGAUGUCGUUAUGUUACCUGUUGUUGGCGUGCGUUUAAGGAGCACCAACGACAAAUCCAUAACGAAAGACCAAUGACAAGUGUUAUAGUACCUUCUCCACUUAUUAAUAUACCUUUGGAUAAUGAAAUGCAGUGCACAUGCGGAUUCUCGACGUUUGACGGAAAUCAAUUAGCUACUCAUUUAGUGAAAUGUAAAAAGCGUACGGCAUUUCCAACCGAAGAAACGAAGCCAGGAAUGUUAGAUAGUUUGGGUCUUGUUCCUAAACCUACGUUUGAGGUUAAUGAACAUUAGUUUGAUUACAUUUCAUUUUUCUAUUUUUAUUUAUUCAAUUAACUGUUUUUCAAUUUUAAUUUCCAUUUCUUUUAGGAUGAAAAAGAUAGAUCUGCUCAACACUCGAAAUCAAUUUCUAUUCCAAAGACAUCACGAUUCUCCGACAUAGUUAAUAAAGGAAAGUAUGACAAAUCGUCAAGGAAUAAAUAAUAUCAAAAGAAAGAAAAAAUCGUUUUUUAAAUAUGACUAGAAACAUAAAGCUGUAACUUUUCAAGUAGAAGUUAAUCUGAAAUUUUAGGAAUGUUAUGGAAAUAUACAAAAAAAUAUUAAACUUGGAAAAGUUUAAAUCUUAAGUGU